Messenger RNA from Lathyrus oleraceus (garden pea), 2264 nucleotides. RefSeq names its product phosphatidylinositol/phosphatidylcholine transfer protein SFH13. The transcript has 14 exons. Lineage: Eukaryota; Viridiplantae; Streptophyta; Magnoliopsida; Fabales; Fabaceae. The record is from RefSeq and is a predicted model, not a curated record. Bases 163 to 1980 code for a protein of 605 amino acids.
AAAACCACAAUGUCUGUCUCCACGACACCAUGUCAUAUGCGCUUGUUCUCCCUUCUCUUCACUCUUCACUCCACUGAGAUCCACAAACUUCAAAGAUUCAUUCAUUCAUUCAUCUCAAGUUAAUCACAUUGCCGACAUUUUAUUAACCUCAAAUCAAACAUUAUGUCAGAGAUUCAAGAAGGUGUUUUUGUUGUUGAAAUGGAGAACUCAGAAGAAGAAGAGAGAUUAAGAAGGUCGAGAAUUAGAACACUAAAGAAGAAAGCAAUAAAUGCUUCAUGUAGAUUCACUCAUUCGAUUAAGAAAACAAGAGGGAAGAGAAGAAUUGAUUACAGGUUUCCGAUUGAAGAUGUUCGAGACGAACAAGAGGAAUCAGCUGUGUUUCAAUUGCGUGGUAGAUUGAUUCAUAUGCCUCCUAACCAUGACCAUUAUCACACAUUGCUAAGGUUUUUGAAAGCUAGGGAUUUUGAUACUGAGAAGACGAUUCAGAUGUGGGAAGAUAUGGUUCUUUGGAGGAAACAGUAUGGAACUGAUACAAUCCUUCAGGAUUUUGAAUUUGAAGAGGUGGAAGAAGUACUGCAAUAUUAUCCUCAAGGUUAUCAUGGAGUGGAUAAGGAAGGUCGGCCGGUUUACAUCGAGAGGCUUGGGAAAGCUUAUCCUAGCCGCUUGAUGCGGAUAACCACGAUGGAUCGAUAUUUAAAAUACCAUGUUCAGGAGUUCGAGAGAGCUUUACAUGAGAAAUUCCCGGCGUGUUCCAUUGCAUCGAAGAGAUGGAUUUCUUCAACCACGACAAUAUUAGAUGUAAACGGCUUGGGAAUGAAGAAUUUCUCGCCUACUGCUGCGAAUCUGUUGGCAGCUAUCACAAAAAUAGAUAACAGUUACUACCCUGAGACGUUAAAUCGAAUGUAUAUCGUCAAUGCUGGUCCCGGAUUUAGAAAGAUGGUUUGGCCUGCUGCUCAGAAGUUUCUUGAUGCCAAAACUAUUGCAAAGAUACAGGUUCUUGAACCAAAGUCCUUAUCUAAAUUACAUGAUAUCAUUGAUUCUAGUCAGUUACCGGAUUUUUUGGGUGGCUCGUGUAAAUGUCCUGGAGAAGGUGGAUGUCUCAGGUCUGGCAAGGGGCCAUGGAAUGAUCCUCAUAUAAUGAAGUUGGUUCAUAAUGUGGAGGCCACGUUUGUGAGACAAAUCCCCAAAGUUUCCGAUGAACAGCAUAAAAUUGAGCAUUUUCCUACCCAUCUAGAGAAGGGAAGAAGUAGUGAUAUAUCAACGGCGGAAUCUUGCUUAGAAAUUAAUGAUUCUUACUCACCAACUAGGCAAAGGAAACUUACAUGUCCUCGUUUAUCUUCAGUUCAUGAAGUUAGCAUAUCAGAUAGCAACGAUAGUGGUAAUGAUAGUGCUCCUGCAGCAGAAAAAUUUCUCAAAAGUGAUAAAUUUCAAUUUUCCCGGGAACACUCAUUGCGAAAUGAUGAUAUGGAGAACAUCACUUGUACAGAAAGUUUCAGAGGAGCUUCGGUCAGAAAUUGGUUCGGCUUUGCUAAGGAAAGAGUGGAGAGAACAACAUUCAUAUAUCUGUCAAGUUUGCUGAUAUAUCUUUUUGAAAGACUAGAUAUAUUCUUCCAUAGUUUAAGAUUAGAAUUUCGGAGAACACAGAACAAUAUUAUUGUGGAACAUACCGUCAGUAACCUUACAGAAGAUGUCGAAAGCGAAACACUCUCUAAAGUGGAUCAUAUUCUUCCAUGUAUACAACGUUUAGAGAAAUUAGAAAAAGCAAUUGAGGAACUUCGACAUAAACCUGCUGAUAUACCUGUAGAAAAAGGGAAGAUGCUUAUGAGCUCUUUGGAUAGGAUUAAAUCGGUCGAGUUUGACCUUGAAAAUACUAAGAAGGUGCUACAUGAUACAGUGAUGAAACAAGUUGAGAUUACAGAGCUAAUGGAGAAUUUGAAGGCAUCAAAACAUCAAAAAAGAAGGCUAUUUUGUUUAAGAUGAGGAGGUAUUAUCAGUCCCUCUGAAGAUUACACAAUUCAAUUAUGAAGAGUUACUGUCGGUAGAGAGAAACAGACAUGGGAAUGAGACAGUCCUGUUUGUUUUAUGAUACAUAGUAUAGUGUAGUGUUUUUUUCCCUUCAAAUAGUUUACUUCAUUUUCAGGCAUAGUUAGAUAGAUGACUUAAACUCUAAACUAUAAUGUUUUAUCUAAACAAAAGUGUAACAGACACUCAAUUAUGAAAAUGUGUUCAUAAUAUAUUUAAGUAAAACAUAUUUCCUUAAUUCA